UUUUUUUAACCUCUUAUCUACAAUCCACAGAGGACAAAUCCCUCGCUUGCCGAGAGACCAAGGACUGCAUCAGAAAAUGUUGAGCCUAUCCAUUGCGUCUCCGACGACAGUCGCUUUCCCUCCGAAAUCUACGUCACCGAUUCUCAAAUCCUCCUUCAAUGGCGUCAAAAUCAAGCAAGUCUAUCCCAUACGUUCGGCAUCUCAACCGACGUCGUCUCGAAGUUCCUCGGUGGUGAUGAUGGCGAAGAGAGAAGAAGAAAUGAAGGAAAUUAUAGCCAAAACGACUGAAGAAAUCAAUGAAGAGGUAGUCGACCUUAAAGGUGAACUCUUCAUGCUCCGCCUCCAAAAAUCUGCUAGGAAUGAGUUCAAGUCCAGCGAGUUCCGUCGCAUGCGCAAGAGGAUUGCACGCAUGCUUACUAUUAAAAGAGAAAGAGAGAUUGAAGAGGGAAUCAACAAGAGAUUGUCGAGGAAGUUUGAUCGGCAAUGGAAGAAAAGCAUUGUUGUAAGACCACCUCCAUCCUUGAAGAAGUUACAAGAGGAAGAGGCAGCAGCAGAAGCUGAGAAAUCCACAUAAUUGAGAUAGCAUGGUAUCAAAUACUUCCUGUUUUCCGGUGCUCAUUUUUCUCCUGAAAGGAGGAUGGUCCUGCAGCUGUGGAGAUGCUCAAUGAAGAUUCAUUCCCAGUUUUUUUCCUCUUUACUUACCUUUGUUGUCGCAACUGUUCAAUUUUCGUGUUUUAAUUUUGUAUAAAUUUUGCUGGUUCAUUUGCUGCUAUGGUAUUUGUUUCCCAGAGCUUCUUGGAUGCUAACAUGGAUAAGGCAAUGGCAGAUGGUGGUGCUAUAGGGCAGAUAAAAGUACUUGAGCUUAUGAUGGUGGGUGCUAGAUUUAGGUAGAUGAUGUGCAAGCGAUUCUUUGCUCCUUUCUUAAGUGUAAUGCAUUUGUUAUAACCCGAUACUAUCCACUCCUUAAUUUGUUGUAUAUGAAAUGUUCUCUCUCUCUCUC
Carica papaya (papaya) is the source of this 1000-nucleotide messenger RNA. Its product is annotated as Ribosomal L29 family protein. The record is from RefSeq and is a predicted model, not a curated record. Gene Ontology annotation, cellular component: chloroplast; ribosome. Gene Ontology annotation, molecular function: structural constituent of ribosome. Gene Ontology annotation, biological process: translation. Lineage: Eukaryota; Viridiplantae; Streptophyta; Magnoliopsida; Brassicales; Caricaceae.